CCGGUAACUCUUUGCUGGUUAGGUUAGAAAUGCAAAAACCCCCCUUGGGCGGCUCCGAAGAAGACAGGUCCUGUAUGGCCUUAUACCGACUAAUGAAAGGAACACUCUUGAUUCAUCAGCCUGUAACUUUUUCCUGGCUAGAAGCAGUACACCCCCUUUGGUUUGACAAGAUGUGGAUGCAUUAUGCAUCAUUUCGUUGGCCUGAUUCAAAGGAUCUACGUACCGCUGUCAUGAGAUUAGUGUGCCAGUUAACGGAUUUGAUGCAUGACGCUGAACAUUCAACAAACUACGAUAGAAUACCUAUUUGUUGGGAUGAUAACGAGGUUGAAAGGAUCAGGAGACUAAUUCGGAAAUACGAGGAAGGGCAGAAGUUGUGUACUACAAGAAGAUUUUACUAUUGAGCAGUUUUGUAGUGAUAUGAUUAAUUAUAACCUUAGAUCAUUUCUGUGUGAGAUUGCACGGUAUUUACCUCCGGAAAUUAUCCUCAAAUAUAACCUCGUGUAUGAGGAUUGAACACUAUCUGUUUAGUUUACUAUACAUAGGAUUAUACAAUGCAUUCAUAUUAAAUAAAUACCUGACAUAUUGA
Molecule: messenger RNA, 586 nt
Organism: Acanthoscelides obtectus
Lineage: Eukaryota; Metazoa; Arthropoda; Insecta; Coleoptera; Chrysomelidae
Source: the annotation of a GenBank genome assembly